Myotis davidii is the source of this 2035-nucleotide messenger RNA. RefSeq names its product LETM1 domain containing 1 (gene LETMD1). Lineage: Eukaryota; Metazoa; Chordata; Mammalia; Chiroptera; Vespertilionidae. The transcript has 9 exons. The record is from RefSeq and is a predicted model, not a curated record. Gene Ontology annotation, molecular function: ribosome binding. Bases 54 to 1136 code for a protein of 360 amino acids. Gene Ontology annotation, biological process: intracellular monoatomic cation homeostasis. Gene Ontology annotation, cellular component: mitochondrial inner membrane.
ACGGUGAACCUUGACCUGAAGAAGACCCUUCCUCCCCCUCCCUCGCCGAGAAGAUGGCGCUCUCCAGGCUGUGCUGGGCUCGAGCUGCUCUGCGGGGUUCGGCGGUCACCCCUCGACCUUAUGUCACGCGGAGGCCGCAGCUUGUUCGCUCUGGACUGGCCUGGGGAGCCCCCUGGUCUUCAAAGCUGCACCUUUCCCCGAAGGCAGAUGUGAAGAGCUUAAUCUCUUACGUGGCGACUAAGACAAAAGCGAUCAAUGGGAAAUACCAUCGGUUUUUGGAACGUAAUUUCCCCCGCUUCUAUCUCCUGUACACCACCUUCACAAAAGGAUUGCAGAAGUUAUGGGCUGAUGCCAAAAAGUCUAGAAGAAUAAAGGCAGAUAUGGUGAAGCACAAUGUAAAGUUUCAUCAACUUUCAUACCGGGAGAUGGAGCAUUUGAGACAGUUUCGUCGAGAUGUCACCAAGUGUUUUUUUCUGGGUAUUAUUUCCAUUCCACCCUUUGCCAACUACCUGGUCUUCUUGCUAAUGUACCUGUUUCCUAGGCAACUGCUGAUCAGACAUUUCUGGACCCCAAAGCAACAGAUUGAUUUCUUACAUAUCUAUCACGAUAUCCGGAAAAAGUCCCACCCGGAAAUCCUUUCUUAUUUGGAAAAAGUUACCCCUCUCAUUUCUGAUGAAGGACUCCGGUGGCAUAUGACAGAGCUGUGCACCAAGAUACAGCGUGGUACCCACCCAGCAGUACAUGAGAUCCUAGCUCUGAGAAAGAGUUUCUCUAACCAUCCUCUGGGCAUGAAUCAACUCCAUGCUUCGCAAAUUAAAGCCUUGAGUCGAGCCAUGCUUCUCACAACUUACCUGCCUUCUCCCUUGUUAAGACAUCGUUUAAAGACUCAUACCACUGUGAUUCAUCAGCUAGACAAGGCUUUGGCAAAGCUGGGGAUUAACCAGCUGACUGAUCAGGAAGUGCAAUCGGCUUGUUAUCUUCGUGGCUUGAAUUCUACCCUUAUUGCUGAAGAGCGGUGUCGAACUUGGCUGGCAGAAUGGCUGCAGAUUUCCUGCAACCUGAAAGAAGCUGAGCUGUCUCUUUUGCUACACAACGUGGUCCUGCUUUCCACCAACUACAUUGGGACAAGGCGCUGAGUGAGCAUGGAGCGAUGGCAUUGUCCUGCCGUCACAGUCCAGCAGCGUGGGACCAAACAGCACUUGUCGGCAGAGUCUGGAUGCCGUUAGCGUGUGAGGCCGAGGAGCUGGUGCCACGAGCUUCAGUGUGUACACUCGUGGGAGCUGGAACUGAAACAAACCUCUUACCAGGGGUAGCCCUUGGGAGCUUCAUCCCAACUUCCUUGGAAUUAAGUGACACUGGAAGCAGCCACUGUACUAGGCUGUUACUGUAAUAUGCUAAUUUCAGAUUCUGGGAAGUGAGCUUUGGCCCAGGUGGGAAUUCUCAUUUGGCCUAGGACUUAUUCACUGCCAUAGUCUUUUGAGCUGUUUUUGUUCAAGCCAUUUCUGGCCGGUGAGGGGAACAGCACUACUUAAACUAGAGCACUUACACGCAUGCACUAGGAUGCUCCCCUCAACCCUGAGAUGACCAAAAAUAGGAAUUUUUUUGUCCCCGUCAAUGGGUUAACCUCUUUCCUUUUCAAAUCCUUUUACCACCUUUACUUUUUUUUAGUGAAUAACGUAUGGGAACAUUCUAAUGGACAAGAUACAAGGAACAAGUCCUUCUUGACUGCUUACCCAAUUAUUUAUAGCCUUCACACCCUUGUCUUAAUUUCUGGUCUGUGCCACAACCUGUGGAUCUUAAACUCUUCGCUACCUCCAUUGUGUCGCAGCCAUCCAAUUUUAACUGAAAAUGGCUGCCUUUGGCCAUGGAUCAAACCUGUACAGUACUAACCCGCCCAGGAAACCAGGAAAGAUCUGCAUCAAGAUAGUAGGUUGGGCUUAGCUUUUGUCUGUGAAGGUACAUCAGUGGCCUGUGGUAACUUACUGUAAAUGCAUGAAGCCCUGUUUUUAACCCAAGUAAAGACUGUCUGAAAUCA